AUGGUAUAUCUCAACAAAGACAUACUUUUCCUAAUUUUUGAAGAAUUAAAAAAAGAUAAAAAAUCACUUUAUUCAUGCCUUUUAGUUAACAGAACAUGGUGUGAAACAACGAUACCAAUUUUAUGGAAAAAUCCUUUUAUUAGAGAUGAUAGUCCAAAGAUUAUUUCAUUAUUUAAUGUAAUAAUUUCACAUUUAUCAAAAGAAUCAAGAGAUAUUUUGAAAGAUCAAGGAAUUAAUAAUCUUAUUACAGAAAAAACAUAUCAAAAACCUUUAUUUAAUUAUAUUUUUUUUUGGAAAUAUUUAGAAUUAUCAUACUUAGAAAGUGUAAUAAUUUCUUCAACUUCAAAAAAAGUUGAAGAAUCAAAAUUAUCCAUUAUAAAAAAUGAGAUAUUAAAAGUAUUUAUUAAUAGGAAUACAAAAUUAAUUCACCUUUCUCUUCCAUAUGAUUUUGAUAAUCGAUUACAUCAUAUUUCGGGAGCCGAAAAUUGCCUUUCAGAACUUCAAUCCCUUCGUUGUUUUACCAAAAUUAAUCAACAUCAUUUAGAAGGAUUGGCUAAAAUAUGCAAAUCAAUUAAAAAAUUAAGUGUUAGAGUUUUUACUGAUGUGAAUGAUAUUGUUAAAUUAAUUGAAGUACAAACAAAUCUAAAUGAUGUUAAGUUUGCCAGUAUGAUAGAAGAUGAAUCAAUUUACAAAACUCUUGAAGAAUCAUUGAUUAAACAUGCAGAUACUAUUCAACAUUUGAAAAUUGGAUGGAAACCUAUUACAAGAUUUCUUUCUCACUUUACAAAUUUAUUAAGUUUAGAAUUUUACUUUAUUGAUGGUUAUAUUAAAUGGAAUGAUGUGAAUUAUUUUGAAAAUUUAUCAUUACCCGUUUUAAAAUUUUUAAAAGUUGCAAAAGUUCCAUCUAAAGUAUUAGCGAAAUUAAUUGAAAAUACGAAAGAAACUCUUUCAGAAAUCAGCGCAUUUUAUGAUGAUAAGAUACUUAUUAAAACAAUUUAUCAAAAUUGUCCAAAUUUAAAAUAUCUUAAUUUAACAAUAUUUUCAAAUUUUAAUACUCUUAAUUCAGAAAUUGAGAAUUUAUUAAUUAAUUGUAAACUUUUAAAUGGAUUAAUUAUUGAAAUAGAUGAGGAUAAAAAUAAUGAAUUUAAUUGGGAUGAAUUUUUUAAAAUAUUAACAAAAUCAUCAUCAAAUAAUUUAUUUAAAUUUAAAUUUUGUUUUUAUCAUAAUACGAUUAAAUUAGAAAAUAUAAAAUUAUUUCUUGAUAAUUGGAAAGAUAGAAAUUCUUUAUUAUUAAAAUUAUAUAUUGGAAAUUAUUAUUUUAAAGUGAAAUUUAAACAUCAAUUAGAAAAUUUAAUUAAAGAUUAUAAAAAAAAAGGUAUAGUUAGAAAUUAUUCUAUUGAUUUUCAAUCAUAUAGUCAUAUUGAUGAGUUUGAAUGGGAUUUAUAG
Rhizophagus irregularis DAOM 181602=DAOM 197198 is the source of this 1446-nucleotide messenger RNA. RefSeq lists its product as uncharacterized. Gene Ontology annotation, molecular function: protein binding. The record is from RefSeq and is a predicted model, not a curated record. NCBI's taxonomy places the organism in Eukaryota, Fungi, Glomeromycota, Glomeromycetes, Glomerales, Glomeraceae.